Megalopta genalis is the source of this 823-nucleotide messenger RNA. It is a transcript of the gene Bet3, whose product is annotated as blocked early in transport 3. NCBI's taxonomy places the organism in Eukaryota, Metazoa, Arthropoda, Insecta, Hymenoptera, Halictidae. Gene Ontology annotation, cellular component: TRAPP complex. The record is from RefSeq and is a predicted model, not a curated record. Gene Ontology annotation, biological process: Golgi vesicle transport.
CAAUAGUAUAGUGGGGAGCGGGGUACAUAUUCAUAUUUGUAAACAUGUCACGAACAGGAACGAAAUUGGACUCAAAAAAAGUAAAUUCUGAAUUAUUCACGUUGACGUAUGGUGCAUUAGUAGCCCAGUUGUUAAAGGAUUAUGAAAAUGUAGAAGAUGUUAAUAAACAGCUAGAAAGAAUGGGCUAUAAUAUGGGAAUUCGUUUGAUUGAAGAUUUCUUAGCACGUACUGGAUCUGGUCGGUGUUACGAUUUUAGAGACACAGCUGAGAAGAUACAAACUGGUUUUAAAAUAUUUUUGGGUAUUACCCCAACGAUUACAAACUGGAGUGCUGCUGGAGAUGAAUUCUCUUUGUGCUUUGAAGCAAAUCCAUUAACAGAAUUCGUAGAAUUACCGGAUCAUUGUUUAAAUUUAAAAUACUGUAAUAUAUUAAUUGGAAUUUUAAGAGGAGCUUGUGAAAUGGUACAAAUGGAAAUUGCUUGUUGGUUCGUACAAGAUCAACUUAAGAAUGACAAUGUAAAUGAAUUACGUGUUAAGUUCAUUAAAAGACUAGAAGAUGCCAUUCCAGCAGGAGAAGAUUAAGCAAUGGAAAUAAAAUGCAAAUAUUGUAGAAAAGAUCUUUUCAACAAAGUACCAAUACAGCUAUUAACUUCUCAUGGUGAAGCAAAACACAAUUUUAUGGAUGUAGGAUGCGGCAGUACAAAUGAUUCAGAACCUUCUUCAUACAUACCAAUAGAAAAUAUGCCAAAAUGGAUUGCUGACAUUGUAAAUCAAGUAAAGUUUACAUAUGUACAUAUUCGUUUAUAAAUAUUAUAUAAUAUAUA